Rhizophagus irregularis DAOM 181602=DAOM 197198 is the source of this 286-nucleotide messenger RNA. Lineage: Eukaryota; Fungi; Glomeromycota; Glomeromycetes; Glomerales; Glomeraceae. The record is from RefSeq and is a predicted model, not a curated record.
CUCUUUUCAUCUAAUUGAAUUAAAUGAAAUGGAGAAAUUGAAUAAGACAUCAAAUUUUGAUGAUGCUUUAGAAAAACAAGCGCGUUGGCAAAAGUUGAAAGUUGAAGUAUUAGUAACAGGAGAAGGUACAGGACUUGGUAAAAUGACAUCAAAAUCAUUUAUUAAGAAUGGUGCAAAAUUUUAUAUUUCCUCUAAAAUUCUUGAAGAAGCCGCUACAGGAUUGAAUAGGUCGGGAGAAUGUAUUCCAAUCACAGCUGAUAUUACGAUAAAAGAAAAAUGCCAAUAA